AUGGACACAAUUUAUCUCGAUCCAAGAAAUAAUCAUAUCUAUCAAGUUGUUGAAAAGCGUGUCAAUAAUUCGCUGUUGAAAGUAGCGUAUAAUUACGUUGGAAAUGAAGAAGCGGUUGUGUUAGAUGAUGUUCCAGAUUCCAUGUUUAGACUAGAAAACCCAAUCGAGGUUAAUCCAUCGAAACUAUUAAAAGGCAGAAUAUUGUCUUUGGAAAACAAUACCAGUCUAUUAUGCGGCAUCAACAUAAAUCACUAUAAAAGGAUUAAAGAAAUGAUAAGCGAUAGUUGCUAUGAAACAAACGAUACCAUUUAUUCACUACAUUAUGGGUUAGUUGUUUUUUUCAAAAAGCAUUAUCCAACUUGUGACAAUGCGAAGGUUAAUCUAGAAAUGAUGGGUUAUCGAAUCUUUGCAAACAUAAAGAUGCUGCCAAGAGUCAUCGAAAAACAGCAAUCAUUACAGGAAAAGUUGUACAGAAUUGUUAUGAGCGAUGUUGAUUCUAAUUCAGAUGAUGUGAAAGAAAUUAUCAUUUGUAUAUCUGCCAAACACUUUGAUCAGGAAGCUAAUACGUUAUGUCAGUUUGUGUGGUAUCGUUGGUCAAGUGUGUUAUAUCAACCUCGUAAUUGCUAUCAUUUGUUGUUUAAUGGUUUUCUCAAGGAGCUUAUUGUGGAACGAUCGUGUGGUUUUAAACUGAGCACAAUAACCUUUUCGUUGACAUUUCUUGGAGCAUGUCAAACAGACAAAAAAAUUGGUAUCAUCCGGUACCCUAUCUAUACUACUUUUGCCCAAAAGCGUAUCAAAUUGUAA
This is a messenger RNA of Batrachochytrium dendrobatidis JAM81, 804 nucleotides long. RefSeq lists its product as uncharacterized. Bases 1 to 804 code for a protein of 267 amino acids. The transcript has 3 exons. Lineage: Eukaryota; Fungi; Chytridiomycota; Chytridiomycetes; Rhizophydiales. The record is from RefSeq and is a predicted model, not a curated record.